This is a messenger RNA of Penicillium canescens, 699 nucleotides long. RefSeq lists its product as uncharacterized. The record is from RefSeq and is a predicted model, not a curated record. NCBI's taxonomy places the organism in Eukaryota, Fungi, Ascomycota, Eurotiomycetes, Eurotiales, Aspergillaceae. The transcript has a single exon. The coding region runs from base 1 to 699 and encodes 232 amino acids.
AUGGGUCUUGGUACUUAUCAUAGCCACGGGCCUCCCAUCACUCACAGCGCCUGUCGGGGAUGGUUUUGGGAUGUUCGCCCUGAUAAAACUCCACGUCUGCCACAGAACAAUGUUCGUGCACGGUCAGAGACCAUGCGAGAAUUCCCAUGGCACACGGAUUGUAGUUACGAGCAUGCGCCCCCAAGAUACUUUGCGCUCCAAGUCCUCCAGCCAGAUCGCUGCGGUGGGGGCACGCUUUCGGUCAUGAAGAUCGACCAGCUUACUCGCUUCCUGUCUUUACAAGCGCGCGCGGCACUUUUUGAACCCGAGUUCCGAAUCAAAGUCCCUCCUGAAUUUAUCAAACAGAACAACGAGUUGCAUAUUACUGGCAGCAUCCUUGGUAUCAAUGAGGAUGACCUAUCAACAAUCAUGCGAUUCCGGGAGGAUAUCGUGACACCGAUGACCACUCGGGCGACGUUCGCCCUAGAGGAGCUGAAGAGCGCAUUGAAAGAUUUGGAGUUAUCCUCGCAGACAACACUGCAUUUGAAGGCAGCGGCCUUGCCCGAAAGAUCUAUUAAUCUUUUGGAUAACCGGCGUUGGCUCCAUGCACGUAAUGAUGUCAAAGAUCCCUUAAGACACUUGCGCCGUGUUCGAUGGAAUGCAAUCCCUUUCUCUCGAGUUCAGACAUCCGACAAGCUGGUGGAAAUGACAAAAGGCUGA